AUGAGAUUCUCCUCUGUCUUCACGGCCUUGUCCGCUGUGACCAGCACAUUGGCUCAACAAACAUACAUCAAUCCUGUACUCUGGUACGACCUGGCCGACAUCGAUGUCUUCCGCAAGGGCAACCAGUACUACUACUCAGCCUCUACCAUGUCCUUUUCUCCAGGUGCUCCUAUCCUCAGAUCCGGCGACCUUGUGAAUUGGGAAUUCAUCGGACACUCAGUCCCCACACUGGACUUCCACGACACUGCAUAUGACUUGGCUGAUGGCAAGCAAGCGUAUGUGAGAGGUAUUUGGGCUUCGUCUAUGCAAUACAGAGAGUAUGACGAUACGUUCUACUGGAUUGGAUGUGUCGACUUCAAGACUACUUAUAUCUACAAGGCCAAAGAUCCUGCUGGGGAUUGGAGCAAGGUCGGCGAGAUUGGAACCUGCUACUAUGAUUGCGGAAUGUUGUUCGAUGGGCAGAACAUCUAUGUUGCUUACGGCAACACCAAAAUCAGCGUAGCACAGCUCAACAACGACUUCACUCAAAAAUCCACCACCCAAGUCUACUCCUCCUCAAUCACAAUCGAAGGCUCCCACAUGAAGAAGAUAAACAACAACUACUACAUCUUCGUCACCCAACCCGCCUCCAACGAAUACGUGCUAAAGUCUUCUUCUGGGCCCUUGGGUCCCUAUGAAUUCAAAAUCUUUACCAAAGCAGCGGCCAGCAGUGUCCAAGGCAGUGGAAACCCUCAUCAGGGAAGUGUGGUUGAUACUCCGGAUGGCAAGUGGUACUAUCUGGCUUUUAUCGAUGCGUAUCCUGGUGGGAGGAUGCCAGUGUUGGCGCCUUUUGUGUUUGAUGCGCAGGGUUGGCCAUCGUUGAAACAAGCGAAUGGGUUCGCCAUCGCGAAUCCCUAUCCUGUUACUCCUGUACCAGUCAAAUCUACCACUGGCAUCGAUAGCUUUACCGGACCAAAGCUGUCUCCACAAUGGGAAUGGAACCACAACCCAGACACCACAAAAUACUCCUUUGCCUCUGGAGGAGGUCUGAUCCUCAAAACAGCUUCAGCAACCAAAGACCUGUAUCAUGCAAAAAACACACUCACCCACCGUAUCCUCGGUCCAAACUCCACCGCAACAAUCGCCCUCGACAUUUCCAAAAUGAGCAGCGGUGAUCAAGCAGGCCUCGCCCUCUUGAGCGACAACUCGGCUUACAUCGCCAUUCGCAAUGGUCUCGUGAUCCUCCAACGCGACCUCACUCUCGGCGCAGGCUGGGACACUCUGUCCACAGGUCGACAAGAAACUUCUGCUUCCCUACCCGCCAACACAAAAACCGUUUGGUUGCGUUUACACGCUGAUAUUGCACCUUCUGGCUCUCACCAAGGCAGUUUUUCGUGGUCAGCGGAUGGAAAGACGUUUAAGGUGUUGGGAACACCGUAUGUCAUGAAUACUACUUAUUACUUUUUCAUCGGGUAUAGGUUUGGUAUCUUCAAUUUCGCGGAGAGUGCGUUGGGCGGUCAGGUUACGGUCAAGUCGUUCGAGUUGGCUUUGGGGUCGAAGUAG
Molecule: messenger RNA, 1542 nt
Organism: Aureobasidium namibiae CBS 147.97
Lineage: Eukaryota; Fungi; Ascomycota; Dothideomycetes; Dothideales; Saccotheciaceae
Product: Arabinanase/levansucrase/invertase
Exons: 2
Coding region: 1-1542 (513 amino acids)
Biological process (GO): carbohydrate metabolic process
Molecular function (GO): hydrolase activity, hydrolyzing O-glycosyl compounds
Source: RefSeq, a predicted model, not a curated record